Messenger RNA from Rhagoletis pomonella (apple maggot), 2591 nucleotides. RefSeq names its product nuclear pore complex protein Nup107-like. Lineage: Eukaryota; Metazoa; Arthropoda; Insecta; Diptera; Tephritidae. Gene Ontology annotation, biological process: regulation of DNA-templated transcription; protein import into nucleus; mRNA export from nucleus. Gene Ontology annotation, cellular component: nuclear pore; nuclear pore outer ring. The record is from RefSeq and is a predicted model, not a curated record. Gene Ontology annotation, molecular function: structural constituent of nuclear pore.
GACAAGAAGAAGAAAUAUAUAAAUUCUGUAAUUUGUCCGACGGUAUUUACUACAAUUUGCUGUGCAACCGUUUUAAGUGAAAAGUCGAAGCAAAUUGCAAAUUUUGGAAUAUUUGCUUGAAAAUGUCUCAGGGUCCGUUCGCUACCUCAAAACGCGACCUGAUCCAAAUCAAAACUCAAACGCCAAAGGCAAUGCGGUCUCAACAAAAUACAAGUCGCAACGACCUCUCCAUUACCUUGUUGCCGAACGAUUUAUCCCGCAUUCUGGACCAAUCGCAGCGACAAUUGUUCCACAAUAAUUCUAGUGCAUUUUUUGAUCAUUACAAUCUGACUGUUGGCGACGGUAUGACUGCCAGUGAGCGCUCGGUAUUAGACGAUGGUCAGCACACGUAUUCGCUCAAAGGAAAAACGGAUUUGCUAUUUCCACAGUUCUUGGAAGUAUUACAGAGUCGCACAAAUGACUCCGAGGUUUUUGAUACCAUACAGGAUCUGAUACAGACAUGUGCUGGUGUCGCCGAUGAGCUACAAAGAGACCAACGUCAAGUGGCCAACACUGACAAACGCCAAGAAGACAAUGCAGUGUGGCUGCAUCAGGAAAUGAAAACUUGGAAAUUGCUAUAUGCGCUAUACAAGGAUCGUAUAAUGGUACAGGCAGAGGGCGGUGGCAUGGAUUGUGAGAUGCCUCCUUUGGGUGGUUCGGAGAAGGAAGUUGUUGCCCAAUUGUAUGCAUGCAAUUCGACGUUGCGUGAAUAUCAGCUCAUGGUUGAUUGGCUUGAAGCAUGUUACGAGCAAAACGAUUCUCAGUCGCAAGUCGGACAUAUCGCAAAUCGGGCAGUUGGUUGGGAAAACACGCUAUUCCAACUGCAAAAGCGUCGCGAUGUUGCCUUCGGAACUGGCGUGAAAAUCGUUAAAUCGCUUGAUCCAGAUGCACCAGUUCGCGAACGUCGUCCGCUUCAUUCGUUAGAUGAGGAAGAUAAUCUACGUUUAUCACGCUGUAUUUUCGCAGAAAUCCGUCAGGGUCACAUUGAUGAAGCUAUGGCGCUUUGCAAACACAGCGGACAAACUUGGCGCGCUGCUAUUCUUAACUAUUACACAAAUCCAAAUGCUAGAGAAAAAAUGCCAAUUGAAGGUAACCCACGAAGUGAUAUAUGGAAAAAAUGCGCCUGGUUGAUGGCUGAUUCUAAAAAGUUUGACGAAUAUACACGAGCCAUAACUGGGGCUUUCUGUGGCCAUCUUGACUCAUUAAGAGCACUCUUAAAAGGGUCAUGGGAGGAUCUUCUGUGGGCGUAUCUGAAAGUGCAGAUUGAUAUACGCGUCGAGUGUGAAACACGUGCGUGCUGCAUCAAGGCAUACCAACAGCUGCCAGACGGUUAUUGGAAUGCAAAAAUGUCACUUGAACAGAUUUUCGAAGAACUCUCAGUUAGCAAUGAUGCGUCCGUUCGCGACUAUGCAUGCAGUAAAGUUGGCACCAUACAAAAGUACUUGAUAUUGGACAACGUUGGUGAGCUAUUGCAACAUAUGCGACGGUGGAUGGAAGGUGCCAAUAACGUGAUCGAUAACAUUGAACCCCUUUCUUCUCAUCUACGCUUUCUUACGCAUAUUGUACUCUUCAUGCGCCAAAUAGGUCGUGUUGAUAAGGAGGAGACGGCAGAUCGCAUAGUCGCAGCCUACGUAGAAGCAUUGAUCGAAAUGGGCGAUGCGCAAUUAAUUGCUUUCUACACAGCUGCAUUGCCUGGACAAAUGAAAAUUCUGUUAUACUCCAAAUUCCUCGAACGAGUUACAGAGACAAUGACCCGCUCCGCAGCACUCACUGAAGCCAUUAAUGCUGGUUUGGACGUAGAAAAUAUCACACGCCAUACCGUGGAGACCAUUCGACAGCGCAUGCCUGGAGACGCUGACGAAGCUGUUACAUCGCGCAAACAACUGCAAGUCUGCGAGAUUUCAAAUUUCGAUCAGCGUAAAAUAAGUGCACUGGAAUGGCUCACCUUCUUGCCUACGCAACGUGGAGAUUUGCUGUGGCAAGCCAACGCAAUGAUACGUACCUUCCUUGGCGAGAACAAAUCAGAGUGUGUGCGCGCCGUUUACGAUAUGGUGCCAGCCGACUCGCUCUCACAAAUAAUUAACAUCUUUGGUUCAAAGGACAACUUUCCUUGCCGCGAAGAGUGUAGCAUUAAGGAGUAUCUCAGUUACAAAGUAUACUUGGCGGCCAUAGACAGUUUUAACGAUUGGUCUCGUCUACUCCAUAACCGUCCAAAAGAACCGCAACUGGUAACAGCAGGUGCCAACUUUACAGAACGCAUUGCCUCAGAACACAAAGAACAAGUCUAUCGGGCUGAACUGAAGCGUUGGGAAGCUAAUUUGGGAGAACAAACUAAAUUAACACGAGAUGCGCUUUUUAAUAUUUUACUGUUUCCUGAAAAGGGAUGGCUAAUCGAUCCGGACACACCAAAAGAUCCUGUAAACAUAACUGCCUUGGAUUGGGAAAAUCGUCAAAUACAAUUAGAGAAAUUGCGAAGUAUUUGUUUGCCCGAAGUGGUGCUGCUAUUGCAUAAAGUUCUACACGUGGCAGGCGAUUACCAAGGCUGUCCUUAA